This is a messenger RNA of Necator americanus (New World hookworm), 2607 nucleotides long. RefSeq lists its product as uncharacterized. NCBI's taxonomy places the organism in Eukaryota, Metazoa, Nematoda, Chromadorea, Rhabditida, Ancylostomatidae. Bases 1 to 2607 code for a protein of 868 amino acids. Gene Ontology annotation, molecular function: ligand-gated sodium channel activity. Gene Ontology annotation, biological process: sodium ion transmembrane transport. Gene Ontology annotation, cellular component: plasma membrane. The record is from RefSeq and is a predicted model, not a curated record. The transcript has 23 exons.
AUGUCUUCUUUUUUUGACGGCAGCACUUACAAGUACACGAAUCCAUCGAUUUUUCUCCAAUAUCUGCCUCUUGUGAAUACUUAUUCGUUUCGUUUUAAACUAUGUAUUGAUGAAGAAAUCAUGAAGAGAAUACGGCGAAUACUCAGCGAGGACUUUGUGGAUUUCGCGGAGCACACCAGCGCUCACGGUAUUCCACGUGCUUAUGUAUCGGAGGGUUUACGGCGUAGCUUGUGGUUGCUACUAUUUUUAUGUUGUUUAUGUGCCUUUGGUUACCAGGCGUAUCUUAUUGUACUCAGGUUUCUCAGGAACGACAUUAUCGUUGGCGUAGAAAUAAAAUUUGAAGAGAUUCGUUUUCCUGCUGUUACUCUGUGCAAUAUGAAUCCCUACAAGAACUCGUUAGCACGUCAGACAAGCUCCAUAAAAAAUGCACUCGAGUCUUUCGAAAUAGCUAUUGAUCGCACAUCGGGUUUUGAUCUGAAGGAGAAGGGGGCGAGAGAAAAACGUUCCACCGAUUUGCUUCUGUUGCGUCCUGCUCAUGUUUACUGUCGGAAGAAUCAGGAUCAUUAUUCAGUGGAUCCAGAAGGAGACGAGCAAUGUAUCUGUCUUUCUUUUCGUAACGAGGAAUUUUACUGGAAUUGUGCUCCAGAAAAAGAUUAUCAUAUUCAACUGUGCCCAAACAAAAGUGAAUCCUCAACGCCCAGCCUCUGCUACUGCCAAAAUCAAUACUGCAUAGAAGUAGAGAACCAAGUCAAGAUCACCGGUCGAUGGCCGUUAUCGGUUUCACUGAAAGAUUGCGGAAACUCCACCAAAUGUCUUUGUGUGCUGCCGCACAAUGCCGAUACCUCGAUGGCGUCAUCAACAUACUGCGCGUCACUUUCAAAAUGGCAAUACACUUUCUGCAACGGUUGCGACUGGUGGGGAAGAUGCACGCGUUCGUUUGGCUUGACCGGCGAAGAGGAAUGCGUAUGCGAUGAAGAAUCGCAUGCACUUUGCUUCGCCAUUGAAUCUGCAGCCAAACAUUAUGGAAAUCAAAAAGGCGCUGGCAACAAAAAACAUAUUCGCGUUCGUCGUGAUAAAAUACGAAUCUAUGAAAAAAUUCUUAGUCAGUACGAGGGAAUUCUCGCCGUCUACUCAAUGUGUGGAUGCACGAGUAAACAUGGAUGUGUUGCCAUCAAAGAGAAGCAAGUGACGAACACAUCUGCUGCUUGUCUCUGUUUUUACAAUAAAAAGAACGACCAACUAUGGCCGUGCUAUGAACAAUCACAAUGGCAGGAGAGGAAAUGCUCGCGAUGCAGUUCCUUCGGUGAUUGUCAUUUCGCUGAUGACACAAGCGAUGCUAUAUAUGACUGCUUUUGUGCAUUGCCUAUACGAAUGUGCGUUCGGAUCGAUCCACCUGAUGGAAAUGUCACUGAUCUGUCGGAAAGAAUUGUGAAAUUCUGGGAUAUUCUGCCGUCCACCACAAUGUCUCCGAUGCUGAAAAAGAAAGUGGAUCGUGAAAAAGCCUAUGGAUACACUGGAGUAAAGGAUCCGAUAGCACUCAAAGCAAAAGCCAUGGAGAAUAUCAUUUUUGCUGUGGAUCAGCUAACCGAGGUUGAGAAAUGGGCCAUCAGUUAUAACAAAUCGGAAUUCAUCAUUAAAUGUUCGUUCAAUGGAAAGGAGUGCAAUGUUAAUGAGGAUUUUGAGGCCUAUUUGGAUCCGUCUUUUGGUGCAUGUUUUACAUACACGGGAAGUCGCCACAUGAACAAAACUAACGAAAGGGCUGGCCCCGCCUACGGCUUACGUCUAGAAACUUUCGUAAACAUCUCCGAAUAUUUACCGACAACAGAAGCAGCUGGUGUUCGCUUAACAGUGCAUUCUUUGCUGGAGCAGCCGUUUCCGGACACACUUGGAUAUUCAGCCCCAACUGGUUUCGUCAGUAGCUUCGGAAUUAGACUGAAAUCGAUGACGCGUCUUCCAGCACCAUACGGUGACUGUAUCAGAGAAGGGAAAGAUGACGAUUUCAUUUUUGUUGACAAGCAGUACAAUACAGAGGGUUGCCAACGCAGUUGUAUCCAACGACAUUUGGCGACAAGAUGUGGAUGUGGUGAUCCACGUUAUCCACCAUUUAGAGCUACAAGAAAUUGCCCAGUGGAUGAUCCUGCAAAAAGAGAAUGCCUAAAACGUGAAAUUUCAUAUGCGAUGCGACAUUCAAAGCAAAUUGGGUGCAGAUGCAGCCAACCGUGCAGCCAGGAUGUUUAUUCUGUAUCGUAUUCGGCAUCACGCUGGCCAGCUGUGCCUGGAGAUCAAUCUGGUUGCCCAAAUGGAAUGGCACCGCAUCACUGUCUAAUGUAUAAAAGGGAACAGGGUGCUAUGAUAGAGGUCUACUUCGAACAAUUAAACUACGAGUCAUUGUUGGAAAGCGAAGCUUACGGGUGGCCGAAUUUGCUCUCAGACUUCGGCGGACAACUUGGUCUUUGGAUGGGCGUUAGUGUUAUUACAAUUAUGGAAGUAUGCAUUCUUAUCUUCGAUGUGAUACUAACUAUUUUUGGAGUUACAACAGGACGCAAACGUACGUAUUCGGCGAAGAAAACAAUGUCAACUUUUCGUUACAGUAUGACUAAGCACUAG